CUUUGAUUCGAAAUGAUGGGAAGGUAGUGAGAGCAUCUCUCUUGGUCCGAUCUUAACUCAUUCACCCUCAUUUCUCACCACAUCUCGGAUCCAAUUCAUCUCUUUCCAUUUUCUCCAUCAUUUUUCAAUUCAUCUGGAAAAGCAGAAAAAAGCAAGAAUUAAGUGCUCUGAUCUGCUUUUCGAUGGAUGGUCUUUAAACUUCUCCACACUUUCCUGCUACGAAACAAAAAUGGUAGAGCAGCAGCAGAAUAAUAAUUAUACUCAAGAUGUUGAAGUAAAUGACGCCGCGUUGAAGUAGAUCGAUCACAGAAACUACCUAGAAAUUUCAUUUGAUUUUUUCUUUUUACUUUAUAUUUUUUAAAACGGGAUAUAAAAUUAGGUGGGAGUGGGAGGUACAGUUUUUUGAAUUUGAUACCAACAGCUACUACGUUCCAGUUACUUGACUUUUUUGAUUAAAGUAUUUGAAUAAGAGAAGUAUAAGUUUCUGAUUUUCCUGAAGAAGGAGAAGAGGAAAGAAAGGAUGGAGAGUUAUUUGAAUGAGAACUUUGGAGGUGUAUUAGCGAAGAACUCAUCUGAAGAAGCACUUCAAAGAUGGAGAAAACUAUGUGGAUUUGUCAAGAAUCCAAAACGAAGGUUUCGUUUCACUGCAAAUCUUUCAAAACGUUACGAAGCAGAAGCUAUGCGACGUACAAAUCAGGAAAAAUUGAGAGUUGCAGUUUUAGUGUCAAAAGCUGCUCUUCAGUUCAUUCAUGGUGUAACAUUUCCCACGGAAUACAUUGUCCCUGACGAUGUCAAAGCUGCAGGAUUUCAGAUUUGUGCAGAAGAACUGGGUUCAGUUGUUGAAGGCCAUGAUGUGAAGAAGUUAAAAGUGCAUGGUGGGGUGGAGGGUAUAGCAAACAAGCUUUGUACAUCAACCACCACUGGGCUAUCUGCAGAUGCAGAUUUGUUGGAUCGCAGGCAGGGCCUUUAUGGUAUCAACAAAUUCACUGAAAACCAAUUGAGAAGUUUCUGGGUAUUCGUAUGGGAAGCGCUGCAGGAUACAACUCUCAUCAUUCUUGCUUUUUGUGCUUUUGUAUCUCUGAUGGUUGGUAUAGCUACUGAAGGAUGGCCACAGGGAGCGCAUGACGGUCUUGGUAUUGUUGCAAGUAUUCUGUUGGUUGUAUUUGUUACUGCUACGAGUGACUAUCGACAAUCUCUACAGUUUAAGGAUUUGGACAAGGAAAAGAAGAAGAUUUCCAUGCAAGUUACAAGGAACGGAUACAGACAGAAGAUGUCAAUAUACGAUCUUCUCCCUGGUGAUAUAGUGCAUCUUGGGAUCGGAGACCAGGUCCCAGCAGAUGGGCUUUUUAUAUCUGGAUUUUCAUUGUCGAUUAAUGAAUCCAGUUUAACAGGAGAAGCCGAGCCUGUGAUGGUGAGUGCUGAUCAUCCUUUUCUGUUAUCUGGAACCAAAGUUCAAGAUGGAUCAUGCAAGAUGCUAGUGACUACAGUUGGGAUGAGAACCCAGUGGGGUAAAUUAAUGGCUACCCUCAGUGAAGGAGGAGAUGAUGAGACUCCCUUGCAGGUCAAACUGAAUGGUGUUGCCACCAUUAUUGGUAAGAUAGGCUUGUUCUUUGCUGUCGUGACCUUCGCGGUUUUGGUGCAGACCCUAUUUACCCGUAAGAUUAGAGAUGGAACCCAUUGGAGCUGGACUGGAGAUGAUGCAUUAGAAAUGCUGGAAUAUUUUGCCAUUGCAGUUACUAUUGUCGUGGUUGCAGUCCCUGAAGGGUUACCUUUGGCAGUGACUUUGAGCCUUGCAUUUGCUAUGAAGAAGAUGAUGAAUGAUAAAGCACUUGUCCGUCACCUUGCAGCUUGUGAGACUAUGGGGUCUGCAACAACUAUAUGCAGUGACAAAACUGGGACACUGACUACCAAUCAUAUGGCUGUUGUGAAAGCAUGCAUUUGUGGGAAUAUCAAGGAAAUAAACAGCCCAAGUGAGGCACUUAGUCUGUGCUCUGAAAUCCCUGAUGCUGCUGUAAAGACCCUUCUCCAAUCCAUAUUUACUAACACGGGUGGAGAAGUUGUGAUAAACCAAGAUGGAAAACAAGAAAUUUUGGGUUCACCCACCGAAACUGCUAUUUUGGAGUUUGGCUUGUCUCUUGGUGGAGACUUUCAGGCAGAACGUGGAGCAGCCAAAACUGUAAAAGUUGAACCCUUCAAUUCCGAGAAGAAAAGAAUGGGAGUAGUACUAGAGCUUCCUGAAGGAGGUCUCCGGGCCCAUUGUAAAGGUGCUUCAGAAAUAAUUUUGGCUGCAUGUGACAAGGUUAUAGACCCAAGAGGCGAAGUUGUUCCCCUUGAUGAAAUUACAAUCAACCGUCUCAAUGAUACUAUUGAGCAGUUUGCUGGUGAAGCUCUUCGUACUCUAUGCCUUGCUUAUAUGGAAAUGGGAACUGAUUAUUCCACCAAGGAUCCAAUUCCACUUAGAGGCUACACUUGCAUAGGCAUUGUUGGUAUCAAAGAUCCUGUUCGUCCUGGUGUCAAGGAAUCUGUUGCAAUCUGUAGAGCUGCUGGGAUCAUGGUGAGGAUGGUUACAGGAGACAACAUAACCACUGCAAAGGCAAUUGCAAGGGAAUGUGGGAUUUUGACUGAUGAUGGUAUUGCUAUUGAAGGUCCAGUAUUUAGGGAGAAGAGUUUGGAAGAAUUACAAAAACUAAUUCCGAAAAUUCAGGUGAUGGCUCGAUCUUCUCCCCUGGAUAAGCACAUGCUGGUAAGACAUCUAAGAACCACAUUCGGUGAAGUUGUUGCUGUGACUGGCGAUGGUACAAAUGACGCUCCAGCGCUUCAUGAAGCAGAUAUUGGACUUGCAAUGGGUAUUGCUGGAACUGAGGUGGCAAAGGAAAGUGCUGAUGUUAUCAUUUUAGAUGACAAUUUCUCCACAAUUGCUACAGUGGCCAAAUGGGGGCGUUCUGUUUACAUUAACAUUCAAAAGUUUGUACAGUUUCAGCUGACUGUUAACGUGGUUGCUCUAAUAGUUAAUUUCACUUCAGCUUGUUUGACUGGAAGUGCCCCUCUCACGGCUGUUCAAUUGCUAUGGGUCAACAUGAUCAUGGAUACACUUGGAGCACUUGCACUGGCCACUGAGCCUCCUAAUGAGGAACUAAUGAAGAGAACUCCAGUUGGAAGGACAGGCAAUUUUAUCAGUAAUGUGAUGUGGAGGAACAUCAUGGGGCAAUCUCUUUAUCAAUUUGCUGUAAUAUGGUAUCUCCAAGUCGCAGGAAAAACAGUAUUCAAUCUUGAUGGGCCUGAAUCUGAUCUGAUUCUGAAUACACUGAUAUUCAACUCAUUCGUCUUCUGCCAGGUUUUCAAUGAAAUAAGUUCAAGGGAGAUGGAAAAGAUUGACGUUUUUAAAGGCAUAUUGGAGAACUAUGUGUUUGUUGCUGUCCUCAGUUGCACUGUCGUGUUUCAGAUCAUUAUCAUUGAAUUCCUUGGUACAUUUGCAAACACCUCUCCUCUCACCUUAACACAAUGGUUCUUCAGUGUUUUCAUUGGAUUUCUAGGAAUGCCAAUUGCUGCUGUUGUCAAGAUGAUCCCUGUGGGAAUAUAAAAAACCAGGCAACGCAUGAAACAUCAGAAGUGCUUUCUGUCUCCUGUCUAUAGACGCCAUCAUUCUAUUAAAAGCCGUUUUCACUUGCAACGACGACAAGCUAAUGGAACUAAUGACUCCUCUAUAACCUGAAAUAGCAAGAUUGCAAAGCUGGGGUUGAUGAAGCUCCCUUUGUUGCUGCAAUACUCACGAUUUUUUGUAGGCAGCUUUCGGAUAUUUAUAGAAUUAUUACCAAAAAACAUAGGAUGGUGAAUAUGUGAGUUGUACACCAACCUUGCUUGGUUUUUUGAGUCAGGAGGGUGACAAUUUAACUGUUCCCCCAUUUCUUUUAGUUCUACAUUGAACAUUUUUAAGUGGGUCUAUGAGAUCCUUCUAAUGAUGUCUUUUUUAGUUGUCUUUGAAUUUCAGAAUUCUCUGCAAGUACGAUGCAUCCAUCUAAACCUAGGAAAAUCACAAAUGUGGGCUCCUAGCAUGGAGCUUUAUCUUUA
This is a messenger RNA of Papaver somniferum (opium poppy), 4068 nucleotides long. Its product is annotated as calcium-transporting ATPase 10, plasma membrane-type-like. The record is from RefSeq and is a predicted model, not a curated record. Gene Ontology annotation, molecular function: ATP hydrolysis activity; calmodulin binding; P-type calcium transporter activity. The transcript is spliced from 7 exons. Gene Ontology annotation, biological process: calcium ion transmembrane transport. NCBI's taxonomy places the organism in Eukaryota, Viridiplantae, Streptophyta, Magnoliopsida, Ranunculales, Papaveraceae. The coding region runs from base 521 to 3580 and encodes 1019 amino acids. Gene Ontology annotation, cellular component: membrane; intracellular membrane-bounded organelle.